This is a messenger RNA of Oryza brachyantha (malo sina), 1298 nucleotides long. RefSeq names its product probable C-terminal domain small phosphatase. The transcript has a single exon. The annotation marks the transcript as partial. Gene Ontology annotation, molecular function: phosphoprotein phosphatase activity. NCBI's taxonomy places the organism in Eukaryota, Viridiplantae, Streptophyta, Magnoliopsida, Poales, Poaceae. The record is from RefSeq and is a predicted model, not a curated record.
CGCGCCAUGGUCUCGAGGACGCCCACGAAGCCCGCGCCGACGCCGUCGCCGGUGGCCGCCAGGCGCCGCCGGGUGCUCCGCGGCCCCGCCGCCGCCGCCGCGGCGAAGCAGCAGCGGCGGGGGAGCGGGAGCCCCGUGGGGAUCAAGUCGCUGGCCGCCUCGUUCGACAGCUCCCUCCGCGGAUGCCGCCGCCGCCUCCUCAAGCUGUUCGCCCGCCUCGCCGUGCUCGGCUCGCCCGGCAAGCGCCGCGCCGCUGCUGCCGGGUUCCGCCGGCUCCGCUCCUCCUGGACCCCGCCGCCGCCGGCGCCGAGGCCGAAUCAGGUCGCGGCCGCUCCGGCGGCGCUGCCGCUGCCCCUGCCCCUGCCGCCGCCGGAGGAGCCCGGGAGGAGGACGCUGUUCCUGGACCUCGACGAGACGCUCAUCCACUCGCAGACCGACCCGCCGGCGCGGUGCGACUUCACCGUGCGCCCCGUCAUCGGCGGCCAGGCGAUCACCUUCUACGUCGCCAAGCGCCCCGGCGUCGACGCCUUCCUCGCCGCGGCGGCGCGGGGCUUCGACCUCGUCGUCUUCACUGCGGGGCUCCCGGAGUACGCCUCCCUCGUCCUCGACCACCUCGACCCCGCCGGCGUCCUCUUCUCCCACCGCCUCUACCGCGGCGCCUGCCGUGACCCCGGCGACGGGAGGCUCGUCAAAGACCUGGCCGCCACCGGCCGGGAGCUCCACCGCGCCGUCAUCGUCGACGACAACCCGAACGCCUACUCCCUGCAGCCGGAGAACGCCGUCCCGGUGGCGCCGUUCAUCGACGACGCCAACGACCAGGAGCUGGAGAGGGUAAUGGGGAUCUUAGCCAUCGCCGCAGAGUUCGACGACACCCGGGACGCCAUCAAGCACUACAAGGAUCUCGUCGAGGCGACCUGAUGUGAACCCAACGCCAUCGCCGCCGAGAAGGUGUGGCUACUAGCCUACUAAAAAUCGCGUCUUGAAGCUGUUCCAUGAAAAAAAAAAAGGUUCUCCUUUUCUUUGUGAAUUUGGGACUCUGGUGGUGGCGACAACCUUUCAGGAUCUUCCUGAAAGGCAGAUUCUGGAAAUACAUUAUGUAGUUCAUUAGCUUCAGCGCAAACUGAAACUGGAAUUGGAAUUCUAGAGUGUUCUGAAAUUGAAGAACAAAUUUUGUUGGGCAAUGAGCUGUGCUGAUUUAUAUUUGGUGGAAAGUUUUCUGGCAAUGUAAAUUCCAACUCUUAAUUUCUGAAUCAUCAAAAACUUGUAAUUUACAGAUUCUGCAUUUAAGUGAACUUAUA